Molecule: messenger RNA, 628 nt
Organism: Baudoinia panamericana UAMH 10762
Lineage: Eukaryota; Fungi; Ascomycota; Dothideomycetes; Mycosphaerellales; Teratosphaeriaceae
Exons: 2
Coding region: 90-620 (176 amino acids)
Source: RefSeq, a predicted model, not a curated record
GCCGCAUAACGUGCAGCUGUGAAGAAUCGACAUAAGUUUCGUGCCGCGCACGCGAUGUCUGUCCACAAUCAUUCGCCGUGUGCAGCAUCAUGGACCAAGACAAGAGAGGCGAACAUCGCAAGCACUUUCCGGAGAGACCACGAACAAGUGAACCUCCAGCAUACGCACCAAUCCCACAUGUCGUCGCUAGUUCAAGGGCACAUACCGUUGAGUGUACAUUCAACAUCCGCGAGCAGAUCUUAGCCAACGCUCGCGCAUUAUGGCCCAUUGCAGAGCGCCAACACGGGUCGAUUGAACAUCACAAGAGCUUCAUACCGUACUUUGAACUUGUCAUCUACGGAGAUUUGCCCAAGAUCCGCGCCGAGGUCGUGUGGUGCUAUAACGAUGUUGAUGCAUCUGUUGGUCAGAAGUUCAUGUUCCUCACUACGCCAGACGCAGGAAGUGCUGAGGAGGCCCUUUCCUUACUCCUCCGGCUCUGCAUGGCUUUGAUUAGCAGGUACCGGGCCGGCUUUUUCUUCUACGAGACUGGGACUACUUACAGAACUGUAGGGUCACUAGGAGGCUGGUACGAACCGACUGCGGACUGCGGCCGCUUCGUGUCGAAGAAGCUCAAGAAAUGAAUCAUAAC